AGCACUCCUCCCGACUCUCCCGCCUCCAACCCUCCGAAAGGGAAUCAAUUCAUUCUUCACCUCCGAUCAUUCCCUUCCCCCUCCCAUCCAUCCUUUGAUUGAUUGGUGCGGAUUGAUACAGACAAAUAUCGACAAAGCCUGUUUUGCCCUCCCCCUCCCUCCUCCUCCUCCUCCUCAGGGCUACUCCUCCCUCCUCCCUCGGCCAACCUUUUCUCAAUUGUCGCAUUCGGCCGCGUUCCCGUCUCGACCGCAGAUUCGGCCCCCUCCCAGGUCAGACAACACAAUCGACAUCGAUACUUUUGUCGGAGCCUGACUCGCCUUUCACACCUUCAUACCCAGCCCCAAACAUCACUAUAAUCGCGAAGCUAUAGCCAAUCGUCUCAAUGCGGCCACAACGGGAGUAUCAUAUCGUCGUUCUAGGCGCUGGAGGUGUGGGCAAGAGCUGUCUUACGGCUCAAUUCGUGCAAAAUGUGUGGAUUGAGAGCUACGACCCGACAAUCGAGGACUCCUACCGAAAACAGAUCGAGGUAGACGGCCGACAAUGUAUUCUGGAAAUACUGGACACUGCAGGAACAGAACAGUUCACGGCCAUGAGAGAGCUAUAUAUGAAGCAAGGACAGGGGUUUCUGCUCGUAUUUUCCAUCACGAGCAUGUCGUCCUUGAACGAACUAUCCGAGUUACGAGAGCAGAUUAUCCGCAUCAAGGAGGAUGAGAAAGUGCCUAUUGUCAUUGUGGGCAACAAAUCCGACCUUGAGGAAGACCGCGCGGUGCCACGCGCCCGCGCGUUUGCUCUCUCCCAGAGCUGGGGCAACGCCCCCUACUACGAAACCUCGGCUCGUCGACGAGCCAACGUCAACGAGGUCUUCAUUGACCUCUGCCGGCAGAUCAUCCGAAAGGACCUGCAAGGCAACUCGAAGAGCGAAGACUCCUCCCGCAAACGGGAGAACCCCAAUCGGGGUGAGAAAAAGAAGGAUAAGAAGCGGCGGAAGGGCCCUUGCGUGAUCUUAUAAUCGAUUUAUAUCGGGACGAAGUGAAGCAACAAACUUUCAAAAUGCAAGCGAGCAAAUCAUUUGCUUGUCCGCAUGAUCUAUUUUCCAUU
Molecule: messenger RNA, 1099 nt
Organism: Aspergillus brunneoviolaceus CBS 621.78
Lineage: Eukaryota; Fungi; Ascomycota; Eurotiomycetes; Eurotiales; Aspergillaceae
Product: putative RAS small monomeric GTPase (Rsr1)
Exons: 8
Coding region: 384-1010 (208 amino acids)
Biological process (GO): signal transduction
Cellular component (GO): plasma membrane
Molecular function (GO): GDP binding; GTP binding; GTPase activity
Source: RefSeq, a predicted model, not a curated record